Molecule: messenger RNA, 717 nt
Organism: Podospora bellae-mahoneyi
Lineage: Eukaryota; Fungi; Ascomycota; Sordariomycetes; Sordariales; Podosporaceae
Exons: 1
Coding region: 1-717 (238 amino acids)
Source: RefSeq, a predicted model, not a curated record
AUGGAGCGGGCAAUGUGCCGCGCCGCCUCGACUUACAAGGCUCUCAUUCCACCAUUGCUGUCUAAAGCCUACAGCACACGACCAGCCGCAAAGCCAUGGAAACCAUCAGCCUUCAGGCAGGCAAACCUGCCCAUAGCACUCAGCUGGGAUCCAAGCCAACCAGUCAAAGAUUUCGCCGCGGCACACAAGAUCGAAUCUAGCGAGGCCGUGAAGACCAUCCCUAAGCAAACCAGACUCACCAUCCUGCGUGUUCAAGCUUGCCGAAGGCAUGCUUUUGACCAUCAGCAUGAACCAUACCUGCAGCCCCAAGAACAUCCUCUGACCAAGAAGAUCCUCUGGCGCUGUUAUGAGUGGAAGCUCAAUAGGCCUCUCUGGCUUUACGCAACAGCAACGACUAAUGAUGGUAGUACUGUGGUGAUGCGCCGCCAGGCCGAGUGCAGGACACUGGCCGCCAUCAAGGCUGUUAUCAAAGCCAAUGGCUUUGAUUCAGAUGGGACAGCGCUGGACGGGAGCGGCAGAGUUCUCUACGGUACCAUAAAUCUGGUAAUAUGGUCACCAAAGACACUACUGAACUUCGAAUGGAACGACUUGGUCGAGUAUCUGGCCGGGUUGGUCAAGACUCAGAUUCUGCCAAGCUAUGUCAAGAUGCCUGGAUACCCGCGCAUGGGUUCUCAAAGGCCCAGGGGUAGAAAGCCAGAGGGAUUCACCAUCGUGUAG